Puntigrus tetrazona (Sumatra barb) is the source of this 1057-nucleotide messenger RNA. RefSeq names its product fish-egg lectin-like. The transcript is spliced from 6 exons. NCBI's taxonomy places the organism in Eukaryota, Metazoa, Chordata, Actinopteri, Cypriniformes, Cyprinidae. The record is from RefSeq and is a predicted model, not a curated record. The coding region runs from base 142 to 903 and encodes 253 amino acids.
CAGGAAAUUAAGCGUGGCUAUAUAAGCUAAGUGUCAAGCAGCAGUGUCUUCAAACACCUGUAGAGUGAGCGCAGGAGAAUCACACUGAAUCCAUAGAAAAGACAUAUUUGUUUUCAGAAACAGGACCUGUCUUGAAGAACGAUGAAAGUUUGUCAGUGCCUCCUGCUGCUCUGCCUGCUCCAUUAUUAUCUAGCUUUGGAGUGUGAAGUGAUCCCGGGGAACCUGAAGCAGAUUGAUGCCGGUGUUGGGGUGGUAGGUGGGGUGAACGAUGACAACGAAGUCUUCCUGUUGCUUGGGAAUGAAUUUAGAGGGAUAAACGUAAUCAUGAAGCACUUUUCUGUCGGACCCGCUGGAGAACUGGCGGUGAAUUUAUCAAACAGCGUCUUCAAGUUUCAGAGCGGCCAGUUCGCCUCGAUUCCAAUCACUUUUAAACAGGUGGAUGCUGGCGGAGACCAGAUUAUUGCUGGCGUUACUCCUCUAGAUGAUAUCUUCUGCUUGAAUAAGGAUACUAACAACGUCGGGCCGUCCAGCAAUUUCGCCUGGGUCCAGCUUGCGGGAAAGCUGAAGUACUACAGCUGUGGGCCGUACAGCUGUUGGGGAGUGAACGCCGCAGGGAAUAUCCUCGUCAGAAGAUCUGUAUCGGGUGCUUCCUGCGGAGGGGCGAGCGCUUUCGAUGUGAUUUCUGGAAGUAUGUCUAUGGUUGAAGUAGCUACCGACGGCAGCGUCUUCGCUAUUGACACCCAGGGGUCUUUGUUUCAGAGAACCGGUGUCUCGGCGUCGAAUCCCAUCGGCACGGGUUGGUUAGGUUUCCUUGUGUGUCCCAAUGGCCACAAGCACGUGACUUACGAUCUGGGGAGGCUGUAUGUCAUCUGUAGCGACGGAUCCAUCAGGAGAUGCGUUUAAAUGUCCAACAGAAGAGCUCCAGUUUCAUUAUAAACCGAAUGUUGAAAAUGAAAAUAGUUUUUCCUUUCUUUCCUUUGCACAAUUUAUUUACUAAUAGCAGUUAGAUGUAUGCCUCAUGAUUGUCAAUAUAUCAAUAAAGAAUUGCUACCCUGCA